Molecule: messenger RNA, 255 nt
Organism: Notothenia coriiceps (black rockcod)
Lineage: Eukaryota; Metazoa; Chordata; Actinopteri; Perciformes; Nototheniidae
Product: niban-like protein 1
Exons: 2
Source: RefSeq, a predicted model, not a curated record
AUUCCUUUGGAAAACAAAUCAAUUUUCUCUGGCUCGCUCUUUCACUAUCUGGAGGAGAACAAGAAAUGGAGGAACCGCUUCGUCUUUGUUCCAGACAACUACAACCUCAACUAUUACGACAGCAAAGCAGCCCACGAAAGACACCUCCACCCCAAGGGAACCAUCAACUGUGCCGGCUACAAAGUGCUGACCUCCAUGGAGCAGUACCUGGAUCUGUUCAGCAGCAGCAGCAGCAGCCUGCCUGGUGAGAGGAGG